AUGGACAUAAAAAAUGAAGAUGAAAAUUUUUUAAAAAAGGUUUUUAGUUAUUUUAAAAAGGAUAUAAAAAGGGACGAAGAAAAAUGUAACUUUUUAAAUAAUAAUAACACGAAAAAUGAUGAAAGUAAUUUAGUAAAAAAUAGAACAUUAAAUUUUAUGAUUUCAUCAACUAUAAUUUUAUGUGUGCUGCAUCCAUUAGAUACUAUAAGAACCAGAAAACAAAUAUAUAAAGUUUAUAAAAAUUCUUAUCCUUAUUAUUAUAAUAAUAAAUAUAAUUUAUUUUAUAUAUUAAAAAAUGAAAAAUUAGAAAGUGUAUAUCGUGGUUUAGUAGCUAGUUUAAUUACCACAGCAAUAUCUCAUGGAAUAUUUAGAUUCAUAUAUGAUACUUUAAAUUAUUAUUUUUUUGAGAAAAUAAACAAAAUAAAUUACAAAAAUAAAAGUGAAAAUUAUAUAUUACGUAAUUUAAGUAAUAGCGAAUCAAAUAAGUCUAAAUGUUCUCAUACUACAUUUUCACCUGAUUCAUCAGAAGUAGAUAUAGAAAAGUAUAAAAAAAAAAGUGAUAUAUCUAAAAAUUAUAAUUUUAUGAAAAUUAAUGAUAUAAGGAAAAAUGAGAACUUUAUGAAUACUAAUUUAGAAGGAAAAAUGCAAACAAAUGAAAAUAAUGAUACAUUAAAUAAGUUUAAUGAGGCAAAAGAUAAAAAAAAUGUAAAUUAUUAUAUUAUUACUAGUAGUAUUAGUUCAAUUAUUAGUGUGUUUUUUCUUCAUCCAGUAUGGCUAGUUAAAACUAAAAUAGAAAGCACAAUAAAUUUAAAUUACAAAUUUUUAAAUUAUAAAAGUAGAUUACUAAGUAAACAUUACAGCGCAUUUAUACCAAGAAAAAAAAUAAUUUCUUAUAAAUUAUCAAACAUUUUAAAACUUUUUAUGUAUGAUAGAAAAUAUAGAAAAAAAAAUAUAAAUUAUAAAAAAUUUUCAUUAAAUAACAAAAUGUUAGAAUCUUAUAAAAAUAACUUUAUAUAUAAAAAAAAUACAACUAGAAAAAAAUACAAUUAUCUUUCUUAUAAAAAUGUAAAAAACCCUUUCUUAAAUGGAGAUGUAAAAAGGAAAAUGAUACAUAAUUAUUUAUUAUAUAAAUAUUAUACCCUGUCAAUUUUAGAAAGGAAAGAAGUAACAAGAAAUAUAAUGUCUCAUUUUCGUAAAAAGUUUUAUAAAAGAUAUAUUUUAUAUUCAAAAAAUCCCAUUUCUAAUAAUAAAAUAUUGCAUAUUUUUAAAAGGGAAGAAAAUAAAAAUGCUGUAACGGCCGUUUAUAGAUAUAAAAAUUAUUUUCAAUUUGUUUAUGAAAUAUAUAAAAAAGAAAAAUUAUCUUCAUUUUAUAAAGGGUUUUUAGCAUCAAUAUUGUUAACACCACAUGUUGCUAUUCAGUUUUAUAUAUAUGAAUAUUUAACACAUUAUUUUAACUCAGAUUAUAUAAAGAACCUACUUAGAGAUAAUAAUAUAAAUACUUCAUCAAAUGUCAUAAAUAAAUUCCUACCUUUUUUGUUUGGUGUCUUUUCAAAAUAUGUUGCUAUUAUUUUUACUUAUCCUCUGUACACUAUAAAAAUGAGACAACAAGUUCAAAUGAAAAAUUACGGUUUUCUUAAAGUAUUAAUUAGUAUUUUUAAAUACGAAGGGAUAAAAUCUUAUUAUACUGGUAUUAAUAUGCAUUUAUUGAGAAAUUGCCUACAAAACGGAAUUCUUUUUUUUAUUUUUGAAUACUUAAAUAAUGCUAACCGAUAA
Plasmodium gallinaceum is the source of this 1773-nucleotide messenger RNA. RefSeq names its product mitochondrial carrier protein, putative. The record is from RefSeq and is a predicted model, not a curated record. The transcript has a single exon. Gene Ontology annotation, molecular function: FAD transmembrane transporter activity; folic acid transmembrane transporter activity. NCBI's taxonomy places the organism in Eukaryota, Apicomplexa, Aconoidasida, Haemosporida, Plasmodiidae. Bases 1 to 1773 code for a protein of 590 amino acids. Gene Ontology annotation, biological process: nucleotide transport; folate import into mitochondrion.